This is a messenger RNA of Penicillium manginii, 507 nucleotides long. RefSeq names its product ankyrin repeat domain-containing protein. The transcript is spliced from 2 exons. Lineage: Eukaryota; Fungi; Ascomycota; Eurotiomycetes; Eurotiales; Aspergillaceae. Gene Ontology annotation, molecular function: protein binding. Bases 1 to 507 code for a protein of 168 amino acids. The record is from RefSeq and is a predicted model, not a curated record.
AUGCGCGGGGCCAGUGUGGAUGCUGAGGCCGGCAAGUAUGGCACUGCGCUCCAGGCUGCUUCACGCGAAGGCCAUUUGGAGGUUGUCGAGUUGCUGCUCGACAACGGCGCCAAUGUGGAUGCCGAGGCCGGCAUAUAUGGCACCGCACUUCAGGCUGCUUCAAGGAAAGGCCAUUUGGAGGUUGUGGAGUUGCUGCUCGACAACGGAGCCAAUGUGGAUGCCGAGACCGGCAUAUAUGGCACCGCACUUCAGGCUGCUUCAAGGAAAGGUCAUAUGGAGACUGUCGAGCUGUUAAUUAACCACGGUAGUAACAUAAAUGCCGUGGGCGGCAAGCAUGGCACCGCGCUGCAGGCUGCUUCAGAGGAGAAUCACCUAGAGAUCGUUGAUCUGUUACUCGCCCAGGGGGCCGAUUUUAACAUUGAGGGCGGGAAAUAUCGCACCGCGCUCCAGGCAGCUUCAGAAGAAGGUCACUUCAGGGUUGUCGAGCCAUGCUCCGUCUUGCAUUAG